Molecule: messenger RNA, 549 nt
Organism: Geodia barretti
Lineage: Eukaryota; Metazoa; Porifera; Demospongiae; Tetractinellida; Geodiidae
Source: the annotation of a GenBank genome assembly
UUGAGCGCCACCGACACUCUGAGGGAGGAUCACCGGCAGAUUCGCAGGCUGGGAAAGGUUGUAGAUGUCUGCCAGAGGAGGCUGUAUGCAGGCGGGGAUGUCCCGCUGGAGGACAUACGCAGAAUUACCGUCGUCAUCGCAGAGUUUUUGGAUGCGGUACACUACUCGCGGGAGGAGAACUCGUACUUUGCCUGCGUUGCCGGGUACGGCACCCUGCAGGAGGAGAUCAGAAAGUUCAUGAUCGAGCACGAGUUCGGCAGAAGGAUAGCUAGGAGCAUAACGAUACACCUGAACCGAUGGGGGCAGGGACACGACUCCAGAGAGCCCGUGGCCCGGUUUCUGAGAACCUACUCGAUAUACCUAGCAGACCACCUGUCAAAGGAGGAUGCGUUCUUUGAUGCGGCCUCAGAGUCCGUCCUCCAGCCCGAGGAGGAGCGGGAGAUGUACGAGCAGUUUCGUGCUGUGGUGGCCGUCUCCAGAAAGAUGGACGCGAUGGUGCGGGAGAUAGACCACCUUGAGCGGCAGCCGUGGUGUUCAGAAAGCUCUUAA